GGCUGUCACCCUGCCUAGGGCCUUUAUUUCUAAUUUAUUUCUAUGAGACAUUUAAAUGGAUUCAAAUGAUGAAUGAAGAAUUUUCAAAAGGAUUCCCUUUUUCAACGGUAUAUUUUUUAUUGGAAGAAAAGACUUACACACUCUGAGAUUCAUGUGUGGAGAGCCUUUUCCGAAUUCAAACGGCAUCAGCGUCAAUCGAAUAAACCAGACUUCCCCACCAUUCAAGGCUACCUGCAAUCUUGGUAUCACCAGAGAAGACCAACGUCUUUGGCAACGGACUUGCCUAGAACUAUUUCAAAGAGUACUCACAGAACAAGGGAUUUGCUAUAGCUUCAAUAUCUACCAUCCUAGAGAUAUUUUUAGAGAUGAUAUAUUAUUUUCAGACAUGAAAGCAUCAGACUUGGGAUACACAGAUACCGGGUUUGGGGCCUUGCCGAGCGGAAAUCAAUUUCCAUGUGGGCCAAUUAAAGAAUUAGAAGACCCACUCAUACUCCAUGAAGAUGUCAAGAAGCACCUAAAGUGUGGUAAUUACAUUCUAAAAUUAAGUUUGUACAACAGGAAUACAAACGCUGGCUACUGCACAUUCAAGAAUACUUCAGGAUUUAAGGUCAUCAUCCAUAACCCUCUAGACGUGCCGACAUUUGGAGUUAGGCGUCUCAUUUGGGCUAAGGAAGAACCUAGCUUGUAUCCUACAAUAGAUUUAAAGACAGAGUUAAAGGUUUUGGUGAAAGUAGAUGCUUCGAUAUCAUCCUUUUCCGAUGAUCUCCUUUGGUUUCCGCCGAAGAAAAGGAAAUGUUACCAUGGAAGCGAGAGAUAUUUAAGAUACUUUAAGAUUUACUCCGAUUUCAAUUGCCGGCUCGAGUGCUUAACAAACAAGACGCUGGAGCUAUGCAACUGCGUCGAUUUCUACAUGCCAAGAGUGAAUGGAACAAAACAAUGUAGAAGAGUGGAUCUCCCGUGCGUUUUUGAUACGAUUGAUCUAUUCAAGAAAAAAGACCAUUGUAAAUGUUACCCGGCUUGUUUUAACGUAAGGUACACAAGCCAAACCAGAGUCGUCUACGAUCCUGGUCAAACAGAGCAGCGAUGGGACGAUGCCAGUUUGACAGUUCAGGUUGAACGAAAUGUUACAGAGAUUCAGAGAAGCCCAACAUUCACUGACCUUCUUGUCAUAUCUAAAUGUGGAGGUGUCAUCGGAUUCUUCUGUGGAAUGAGUGCUAUGAGUUUGGUCGAAAUUUUCUACUACACCUCCAUCAGGGUCGUCGGAAAUUAUUUUAAAAAACCUUAAAUUAUUGGUUUGAGCUAUUUAAUAAU
This is a messenger RNA of Nezara viridula (southern green stink bug), 1311 nucleotides long. The record is from the annotation of a GenBank genome assembly. NCBI's taxonomy places the organism in Eukaryota, Metazoa, Arthropoda, Insecta, Hemiptera, Pentatomidae.